Messenger RNA from Ipomoea triloba (trilobed morning glory), 1266 nucleotides. RefSeq names its product pectinesterase 1-like. The transcript is spliced from 2 exons. The coding region runs from base 6 to 1154 and encodes 382 amino acids. The record is from RefSeq and is a predicted model, not a curated record. Gene Ontology annotation, molecular function: pectinesterase activity. Lineage: Eukaryota; Viridiplantae; Streptophyta; Magnoliopsida; Solanales; Convolvulaceae. Gene Ontology annotation, biological process: cell wall modification.
GAAGGAUGUUCACACAACAACCAAAAAAAAAAAAAAUAAUGGCUACAAAAAAGAUGGAAACAAUGAGGGUAAAGCAGCUUGUGAUGGUUUUCGUGCUGAUGCAUUCCAUCUGCCCGGGCGUUGUGUCAGACGACACAAUUCCUAUUCCAGCUAAUAAGGACGAAGUGAACAGUUGGUUCCACUCCAAUAUCCAGCCCCCUUCAACUAGAAAGAACCUCGACCCUGAUCUGGCUAAGGCGGAGGCUAACCCCAAGCAUAUUAAGGUGUCUAAGGACGGAAAGGGGGAUUUCAAGACCAUUAAUGAAGCCAUAAACAGCGUUCCUAACGGAAACACACAGAGAGUCAUUAUUGAAAUAGGCCCCGGGAAUUACACGGAGAGGUUGAAGAUCGUGAGGGAGAAGCCCUUUAUUACCUUGCACGGCGAUGAUAAGGAUAGGCCGUGUAUCAUUUUUGGCAGCACGGCUGCUAAAGACGGCACCGUUUACAGCGCCACGGUCAUCGUCGAGGCCGAUUACUUCACGGCUAUUAACGUCAACAUCAUCAAUUCGGCUCCCAGGCCGGACGGGGUGAGGAAAGGAGCUCAAGCCGUGGCGCUGACGCAGAGCGGCGACAUGGCGGCGUUCUACAGCGUGAGACUGCACGGGUUCCAGGACACGUUUUGUGAUGACAAGGGUAGGCAUUUCUUCAUGGAUAGCUAUAUUGAAGGGACCGUGGAUUUCAUCUUCGGGAACGGGAAGACUCUGUAUGUGGAAACGGAAUUGCACGUGAUUGAAGGGGAUAAUAUGGCGGUGAUCACAGCACAAGCACGGCACACAAACGCAGAGGAGACAGGCUACUCUUUCGCGCAUUGCAAGGUCACAGGGGUUGGGGAAGGGGCUUUACUAGGCCGAGGAUGGAUGGCCUUUUCCAGGGUCGUAUUUGCCUAUACUGAUAUCAGUGAUGCCAUUAAGCCCGAGGGAUGGCAUGGCGUCCCCGGCAAAACCCACUAUGGAGGAAGCACAUAUUUUGGGGAAUAUAAGAACAGCGGACCGGGAGCUAAACUGGAGGGGCGCCCCAAUUUCGUGAAGAAGAUGACGGAACAAGAAGCAAAGCCAUUCAUCACCCUGGGCUUCAUAGAUGCUUCCAAAUGGUUGCUUCCCCCUGUCAAAGUCUAAACUCCCUUCCAUCUUAUAUAUAAAUGCUUAAUCGCAUUUAUAUAUUUUGCUGCUUUAUUACCGUCGCAAUACAUAGACAGUACCGGGAAUAAUAUAUAGAUAGAUGAUGGAA